AUAAAUACCCCUUGAUAUGAACGCAUCUAUAUCAUCACGAACAGAAGAAGUGCAUUAAGAAAUCAGAAAAAGAAAAUGUCAGAGUGCCAAGGUAAGAGCUCAUGGCCUGAGUUGGUUGGAGUGGAAGGAACGGUGGCAGAGGCUACAAUUGAGAGGGAGAAUCCUUUGGUGGAUGCUAUUAUAGUGAUUGAAGGAACCAUUGUCACCCCUGAUUUUCGAUGUGAUAGGGUUUGGGUUUGGGUUAAUAAAGAUGGAAUUGUUUAUCAGGUUCCAACUAUUGGAUAGAACCACUUAUCUUCUAUGUCUUUAAUAUAAUACUUUAAUAAUUGAGGAGUUACUCUUCCUAUUAUAUAUGUUAUUUCAUAUAAAAUAAACAAGAAGAUUAUAAGAAACUUCUUUCUCAUUUUUAAUCA
Molecule: messenger RNA, 413 nt
Organism: Cajanus cajan (pigeon pea)
Lineage: Eukaryota; Viridiplantae; Streptophyta; Magnoliopsida; Fabales; Fabaceae
Product: inhibitor of trypsin and hageman factor
Biological process (GO): response to wounding
Molecular function (GO): serine-type endopeptidase inhibitor activity
Source: RefSeq, a predicted model, not a curated record